AUGCCUGUAAUAAGAAGCGGUUCAACACGGGACAUUUACAAGGCACCCUUGUCUGCCGUAUUUCGUCGCCACGGUCGUGAGCAUCGUAAACGCUGGAGUCGAGGUGAAGACCCGGGUGACUUCAUGCCUCCCCACCAAGACGAAGAGCCCAGCCAUGAGCCUUCUGAGUUCGCAAAAGGGAAACAACCUGAGCCUCACCGUCUUCCAUCUAGAGCUGGUUACGAUACAGCUGUGCUUCUUGACUUGUGCGACACCAUUCGCAUUAGCCUGCAUGAAGGACGUCCCGAGGACAGGUGGGAAGAAGCCAUGGGGUUUCUCGCGGCACUGCUAAGAGACGAGGAGCACUACAAUCGCGCAAUAGAAUUCGAGACUAUACGAGACACGCACCUUGACAAGCUUAUAUCAGAUCUCAUCGAUCCCAAAUAUCGCCACCCAAGGGUACCUAUUAGAUUUUCAAAAGACGUCGAAAGAGCAGAGGCAUUGGAACGGAAAUGGGUUGAAAGGUUUCGGGGUCCCUACUUCAAUAUGGAGCAAAACCGCUACCGAGAUCUCCCCAAAACGGGACGACUCAGGGAUGUGGCUCUGAACCCCAAUGCAGACAAUUCAGAGGAACGCUGGCAAGCCAAAGAAGGCAAGACCUUGUCAGAGCUGGAGGGUAAUCUGGAAAUCGAGCCUGGGCAGUAA
This is a messenger RNA of Fusarium musae, 684 nucleotides long. RefSeq lists its product as uncharacterized. The record is from RefSeq and is a predicted model, not a curated record. Lineage: Eukaryota; Fungi; Ascomycota; Sordariomycetes; Hypocreales; Nectriaceae. Bases 1 to 684 code for a protein of 227 amino acids. The transcript has 3 exons.